Molecule: messenger RNA, 2499 nt
Organism: Akanthomyces muscarius
Lineage: Eukaryota; Fungi; Ascomycota; Sordariomycetes; Hypocreales; Cordycipitaceae
Exons: 4
Coding region: 1-2499 (832 amino acids)
Biological process (GO): proteolysis
Molecular function (GO): calcium-dependent cysteine-type endopeptidase activity
Source: RefSeq, a predicted model, not a curated record
AUGGAGAAAGACGCGCAGGCCGCUGAAGCUCUAGCCGCAACCUCAACUGGCAAGGCCGCGCUGGACUACGCAAUUCAAGCCGCCGAGCUAUAUAUGCGAGCCGCGAGCAGUACCUCGAAUAGGCAAGAUGCGGCUCGUUUUCGCCAGAGAUGCAAGACGCUCAUCGCCCAUGCGGAAAAGCUGAAAACAGAGCUGCCAAAAGCGCCACCGGGACCGAAUGGAUCCGACAUCUUGCGCCAAUCGUCAUUGUUGCACGGGAAUGAAUUCCCGCCAUGGGAAAAGGAUCCGUCCGACGCCGAGUUCCAGCACCAGUCGGGACAGCAGCUGUUCACUGACGAGACUAGAUUCAGCCUGUCACCAAUCCAAACGGAAAAUUUCGCAUCGUGGCAGAGGCCACAAGACCUAUCCCAUCUCCUGGACGAUGGCGACCUUUACGCUCUCAUGAGACCCUCGCAGAGUUGUAACUUGGUUCAAGACGUCACAACGGACUGCUCCGUCGUAGCCAGUCUUUCUGCGGCAAUCGAUAUGCUUACAGGAAAGCACUCGGUGCUCGCUUCCAUCAUCCACCCAUUUGACCAUGACAAUGGCCACCCCAAGAUAUCAGCCUCUGGCAAAUAUGUUUUUCGCAUGAAUUUCAACGGCUGCUGGAGGCGUGUCGUCAUAGAUGACCGACUACCCGCCUCGAGAACUGAUAGGACACUUUUCGUCGUGGACAGACGGAAUCCCCGCCUUAUCUGGCCAGCGCUCCUGGAAAAGGCAUAUCUGAAAGUGCGCGGCGGUUACGAUUUCCCAGGCAGCAACUCCGGCACUGAUUUAUGGGUACUAACGGGCUGGAUCCCUGAGCAGCUCUUUCUCCAAAGAGAAGACUUUGACGUGAGCACAGCCUGGAGGAGGAUCAAAGCCGCCCAUGAAACACAAGACGUGGUAGUCACUCUCGGAACCGGUCGCAUAUCUGCGGAGGAGGAGGAAGUCAUGGGCUUGGUCGGGGAACAUGAUUAUGCUGUCCUCGACAUGGACUCGUCUGACGGCCUACGAAAGUUACUGAUAAAGAACCCCUGGUGCAACGGACCGGUAUGGACUGGCGCGGGUUGGUCCACGCCGCAAAAAUCCCCGAGGGCUGCGAGCCAGUACGGGGAAAUCUCUGGUCAUAAACCAGAGCUACCCUCCUCGGGUACACUGUGGGUUGCGUUUGAAGACGUGGCACAACAUUUCGAGUCCAUGUACUUGAACUGGAACCCGAAACUCUUUCCGCAUCGCCAAGACCGGCAUUUCAACUGGAGGACACCGCCAAAGCAUCUUGCCGCAUCGCUGGUACGCAACGUGCAGUACUCCAUUACCUGUCCCAGAGGCGGACUCGUUUGGAUACUAGUCAGCCGCCACUUUGUCGAUCAAGAGUUGGCUAUUAUGCGGAACCGUCGAGGCUCCAUGGCCGCCGUGGCCGAGCAGCUUGGGUACAUGAGCAUUCUCAUCUUCGAGACUAGAGGUAAACGAGUACAGACUAGCGAGGGUCAGUUGUAUCGAGGCCCUUACGUCGACUCCCCACAAACCCUGGCUCGACUGGAGGCCGAACCGGGCAAACAGUACACCAUUGUCCUGGAUCAACAAGAGCUUCCGCUCAAGAGCUACAACUUCACACUCACCGUUUUCUCAGAGCUCCCCGUCGAGCUACGCGAGGCGCAAGAAGAAAUGUCACACUUCAAAGAGAUCGAUGGCAAAUGGAGUCGACGAACAGCAGGAGGCAACUCGUCCCUCUCCACCUACUUCAUCAAUCCCCAGUUUAAAAUCUCGACGACACGAACCGGGCCCGUCUCUAUUCUGCUAACCACAGGCGACCAGGACGUUCACGUGCACGUCGACCUAGUCUGGGCGUCGGGGAAGCGAGUGACAUCUAUUCGUGUAAAAGAUCUGGCGGGAACAUCUGGCGAAUACAGGCAAGGAUGCGCCGUCGCCAACAUACCCAAACUCGACGCGGGCAUUUAUACCCUGGUCUGCUCGACCUUUGAAGCGAAUCAGAUUGCAGACUUUGCCCUCAGAGUAUCAUCCACCGCAGACGUCGAGCUAGAGCUCAUCCCGGCCGAUGCCGCUGGUCGUCUGCGCAGCUCCCUCACGCCAUUGGCUCUCACCGAGCGAGAGGAGCGUAUGCGUGCCCAGAUCCAAGUGUCCUGGCUUACCCGAGGCAGUGUUUGCGUGCGCAGCGUCGGCCCGAAGAGCGCAAGAGACGAGGUCGUACGGCACCCCUCUUCGCUCAUGAUCCGAGUUUCUGUUGUGCAUGGCUGGGGUCCCGAGCAGCUUGUCGUUGCCGAGUCUGGUGACGGCGAGUUCGUCGAAUCCACGGCGGCACUGCGGACGCCAGAGUUUGACCUUGAGCCAGAGCGGACACACUCAGGGCAGAUGUGGCUUGUUGUUGAGACAAUUGGAGUGCACAAUGCAUCCACAUCGCUUGAAAUGGAUAUUUUCAGCGAUUCGCCCGUCCGAGUUGGAGCGUGGCAGAGCUGGUGA